Messenger RNA from Symbiodinium sp. CCMP2456, 873 nucleotides. NCBI's taxonomy places the organism in Eukaryota, Dinophyceae, Suessiales, Symbiodiniaceae. The record is from the annotation of a GenBank genome assembly.
GUCUCGGCCCAGAAGACGGUGGCUACUCAGGUAGGCGACGAUCUGCAAGCCGGUUGGAUCGACGAAGCGUCCUUCCAAACCGCGGACACCAAUGGCGACGGAGUCCUGGAUAUCAAUGAGUUCCUAGAGGCCAGCUUUGUGAGGUUCGAGGGUGAGACGCGGCCGGUAGAGUCCAUCCUGCAGACCGUGCAGAGGAUCGAGGAGGUUCUGUCGGAGAAGAGGGAGGUAGGCUGCAAGGAGACGCCGCCGGUGACCAUCUACGUCCAGGCCGCGGAGAAGGCGCCCUUCCAGCCGCCAUCGGCCUCCUGGCAAAGCGAGCCCACAGAACCCGACGAGCCCAACGAGGCCUGGAAAGACUGUGGCGAGGUGGCCUUGCCUCUGAACCUCACCGCCGCCGAGGAUGUCAUGGCGCUUUUGCGUCUUCAUCUCCGGCUCGCCCACGACACCUGGAUAUCGGUAUUCUACCUCGGCCCCACCCCAGAUGGCGGCCGCACGACCACUCUGCUGAAGGAGCGGCCGGGAGGUGAGAGCAACACCACCGAGAUGCUGAACUACUUCUACAAGCCGAAUGCCGAGCUUAAGCUCUAUGUCAAGAACAUGCGCAAGCGACCGAGUCUGCUGCUAAAGCAGCCACGUGCCUUUCCAGAGGAAAGGGAUGGACUCUUCGCCCAGCGCACCGGUGCCACCUGGGCACUGGACUGGGAGACACAGCUGCUGGGCGUGGGGGAGGCGGUGCCCGCACGGCCGUUAGUCAUGCAGGUCGGCGACACCUUGAUCCUGGAGGUCCCACAGACCGACCAGAGCGGGGAGUACAGGUACAUGGUGAGUGUCUACAUGGACAAGACCGACGUGCUGAGCAAACCCGUGAACGAG